GUUGAAAUCAAACGUGCAGAACCACGAGAUUCGUCUAGCAAAAUGAAUGAUAGUCACCAAGGCCAGUGGGGACCACCUCAACAGGGUGGCCCUCCGAUGGGUAUGGCUGGGAAUAUGGGACCUAUGGGUGGUCCGAACGGGCAGAUGGGUGGACCUAUGAUGGGGGGACCGAUGGGUCCACCAGGAAAUAUGAUGCAGCAGUAUCAGGGUUGGGGAACCAGUCCUCAGACUGGAGGAUAUGCUGCUGGGUACACUACUCAAUACAACUCUCAGGGUUGGGGUGCACCUCCCGGCCCUCCUCAACAGCAACAAAUUCCGCCACCACCACAUCAUCAGUGGGGUAGCAGUUACAAUGUCCAGCCCGCAGCAGCUACUCAAGGUUACGGAAGUUACGGUGAGUGUUUUUAGACAAACUAUAAUAUUUUAUUUUUUU
Ceratina calcarata is the source of this 433-nucleotide messenger RNA. RefSeq names its product heterogeneous nuclear ribonucleoprotein 27C-like. The transcript has a single exon. The annotation marks the transcript as partial. The record is from RefSeq and is a predicted model, not a curated record. NCBI's taxonomy places the organism in Eukaryota, Metazoa, Arthropoda, Insecta, Hymenoptera, Apidae.